AUGACCUCAGCUCUCCAAAAAUGGCAAUCAACAAGCAUACCCUCCGUCUCACUAGAUGCAGCCGGUCUAGUUGCCCUAGCAGAUCUCACCACAGUAGCUCGCCGCACAGCUUUAACUGGAACCUCCUCACUUCUCGACAUCUUCGUCAUAGCUCCCGGACUCCACCGUCAAGGACACGCUCCGGAUCUGAAUGGAGGGGAAUAUCCCGCUUGUGCGGCAAUGACGAGUGGCUAUGUCUUUCGAGUAGAGAAUCAAGCUACAGUGGUGUAUCUGCAGAAAGUCGGAAGAACAGGCCAUCUCACUACCCUUUCCGUCUCCUCGUUACCGGAGAAAAAGGUCUCGCUCACCCAGCUUUAUGAUUUCCGGACGACGACCAUCCUGGCGACAACAACCUACUUCACCGCCGUGAUCCUGACUCUCGCCAUGCUAGUAUAUGUCCUCUACGCACGAGACUGGUGGGCCUUCGCAGUCCUCGCCCUCCUAAUCUUCUCCCGAGCUCUCAACGUCCAUGUCAUACGCCGCAGAUCCCGACCUGGCUGGUGGGGAGAGAGCGAACCGGGCGUUAAAGGAGACCUUUUGAUUCUCCUCAGUCAAGACCGUUGGAUUCGUCUCCAAGGACAAGUUGACGAUCUCAAAGCCGUGACUUCGGGGAAGUGGUUACAAGAUCCUACAUUCUUGCAGAGUUCACUGGUGGCUUUUGCGACGCUUUUGGUGUAUCUCACUGCUGCUUUGGCGGGGAAUGCGGAGUCCGGGAGUAAGCUUUGUUUACUGGUGCUGCUGUUUGCUUCUGCGGGACUCUUGGCUGUUGCGAAUGAGAGUACGGAGGCGUUGCAGAUGCAUGGGAGGGUGGUGAGAGUUGCUCAGCCGACCAAGGCUUAUUCGAGGAGGUUGAAGUUGGCGGAGGAAUUGAUUGUGGAGACAAAGAGGAGGGAUUGGGCUAUUAGGUUGGGUAUGAUUCAGCCUGAUCAKGGGGAUGAAGGUGAGAAGAAGAUGGACGGACCACCGACGAUGUAG
Ramularia collo-cygni is the source of this 1014-nucleotide messenger RNA. RefSeq lists its product as uncharacterized. The transcript has a single exon. The record is from RefSeq and is a predicted model, not a curated record. Lineage: Eukaryota; Fungi; Ascomycota; Dothideomycetes; Mycosphaerellales; Mycosphaerellaceae. The coding region runs from base 1 to 1014 and encodes 337 amino acids.